This is a messenger RNA of Microsporum canis CBS 113480, 357 nucleotides long. RefSeq lists its product as uncharacterized. NCBI's taxonomy places the organism in Eukaryota, Fungi, Ascomycota, Eurotiomycetes, Onygenales, Arthrodermataceae. The record is from RefSeq and is a predicted model, not a curated record. The transcript has a single exon. The coding region runs from base 1 to 357 and encodes 118 amino acids.
AUGGAUACUGCCCGAUCAGAGGUCAUUAGGGAUAUGCAACAGGAGAUGUCUGUUGCGAAUGAAGAUUUGAUCGCUCCGAAAGACACAUCUCAACUUCUUGCAUCCAGCAGCAUUUCCGCGGCGAACCUGGCCUCCCCCACUUUGGCUUUAGACGCAAGAGGAUGGCUAGAUCCUGGGCUACCAGUAUAUCCUGAAAAGGAUGGGCUGGCGGGAGUUCUCCUGAUGGAGAACAAACGUGCGACUUGCAUACGAUGCAGCCUAUGCUGUGAAGCGCAUAACCUGUCUGUUGAACUAAAAUAUCAUCCACAAGAGAUAAUGAUGAGGACAGCUAUCAAACAGUAUCGCCAUACAAGAUAG